Botrytis fragariae is the source of this 384-nucleotide messenger RNA. RefSeq lists its product as uncharacterized. Bases 1 to 384 code for a protein of 127 amino acids. The transcript is spliced from 4 exons. NCBI's taxonomy places the organism in Eukaryota, Fungi, Ascomycota, Leotiomycetes, Helotiales, Sclerotiniaceae. The record is from RefSeq and is a predicted model, not a curated record.
AUGAACGUCUCCUGCGAAUGCCAAAACGUAGUUUUCAAAACUCCGUUGGCGAAACCGCUGGCGCUUUAUAUUUGUCAUUGUAAUGAAUGCAAACGACAAUCCUCCUCCGCAUUUGGCGCUUCUGCUAUCUUUCCUCGAUUUCCAUUGCCGUGUCCGGAGUUUUUGGCGGUUUAUACUACGCCUGGAAAAAGCGUUGUCAGUGUGAAGGGAGGUUGUAUUGAGGGAUUGGAUUGGAAAAUGGCCAAACAUAUUUGGGUUAAGAGGGCUAUGGUUCCUAUUCCUGAAGGAGCUGAAGUGUUAGAAGAGGAACCGGAUUAUGAUCCUUACAUUUGUAGGACGACAGAUCUUUUGGAAAAUGGAAAGAUGGAUGCUGGGGCUGCGUGA